CCGGCUCCAGCUUUCGUGGCCGAGCCACUCCGACCAAACACCACGUGGCACGCGUCCGAGUUGCACGUGCAUUCGCGGAGUUGCAAGAGCUCGGUGCGCGCGCGAAUACGGGCACUUGCGAGAGGGUUCGCGAGGGAUCAAGAAGCGGUGAUACAUCCUGGUCGAGAGCGGACAGACAUCGCGAUCGUUCAACGAGGACACCCCCGUUUUCUUCUCGCACACCCUCCUUCAACAGCUUCUUUCUCCAACUCCCUCUGACCCUCCUUCUCCAACGGUUUCUCUCUAACUCCCCUCUAUCGGCACCCUUGCUCUUUCACCCUUCUUCUCUGACUCUUACCUCUCUGUUCCCCUCCGACCCGCUUCUUGUCGUGUUUCUCAAUACGAUUUAUGCAAACGAUCGGCUGUCGCACUUUGCUAUAGUGACGUGAAAGAUUUAGCCGUGCUUCGAGAAGCCUGCUGAGAUUGACGUUUCUCGAGUUUUCGUCGAAGGUCAAGAACAGUGAGCAGAGACGAGGCUUUCGACGCAUUGCAAGCGAGUUUCGUUCAAUUUCUAGGAUGGCAAUCAAGCCCAGACUUCCGUUCUAUGUUGCAGACGAUAAAAUGACUAUGGAUGGGAGCAAGAGCGAGCCGGGCAAGAACGGGGCCACUCAACAAGAAUGCGCGGGUUGCGGAAAGGCGAUUACAGAGAGAUAUCUCCUGAAGGCGUUGGACAUGUACUGGCACGAGGACUGUUUGAAAUGCGGAUGCUGCGACUGCAGACUCGGCGAGGUUGGCUCGACGCUCUACACCAAAGCCAAUCUUAUUCUCUGCAAGAGAGACUAUCUGCGACUUUUCGGAAGCACCGGUCACUGCGCAGCCUGCAGCAAAGUCAUCCCAGCGUUCGAGAUGGUGAUGCGUGCGAGAACCAACGUCUACCAUCUGGAAUGCUUCGCUUGUCAGCAGUGCAAUCACAGAUUUUGCGUAGGCGACAGAUUCUAUCUCUGUGAUAACAAGAUCCUCUGCGAGUACGAUUACGAGGAGAGGCUGGUCUUCGCUAACAUGGCUCUGCAUCCUCCACCAAGCGCAACACUGGCACACAUCAAGAGGCAAGUGACUCACCUUCAACCGCAGCUCCGUGCAAAAUACAGUGGACUGCAAUCUCCUCUCUGGAGCUCUUCUGACCAUCGGGUUUCAAACUUGCAAGGUUUCAAACUCCUCAAGGCGCAACCCCUUAAGGCGGGUUAAAGUGGCAGGUCGCUCGUCCUGACCCUCUCGACAACAAAGGACUCCCCCGAGGCUUCAGCUAUGCUUUACCAUCCUGCCAUCAUCUUGCGAGUUAGGAUAUCGCGUGUCCUUAUUAAUUAAGCUCGCCCGUUAAGCAAGCCUCGUCGCAUGCCUUAACGAUUUGCUCGUUCUCCGUCGCAGGCGGAGAACGUGCGAAAGAAUUUACUCUCUUCGAGAAGAUCGUCAAGCUUCUGCCGUGCUAUUCCGUUACGGUAUCACGAGGAGUUCGUCGCACGUUUAGUAUGAUUUUCUUAAUCGAUGAAGAGAUAAUUUCGAUAAAGUUCCAAGAAUAAUAAGUAUUUCAAAUCAAGAACAAGAAUAAUUCAAAUCAAAGAGAACAUUGCAGAUUUACCAACAUUGCGGUGUUGAAAGAUUGUAAAACGUUUCUAUUUAACAUUGAAUUAAACGCUCGAAGUAAAAGUAUAAAACCAUGAUAAUAAAGAGCAAGUGACAAGCAACGAAGAGAGGCGACUUUCAUAAACCGGAAUCCAGAAUUAUGAACUCAUCGGCGUUAAGCUUGUUAGGAUUAAGUCUUCUUGAUUAUCCUAAGGCAACAGCCUUGCUUCGAAACAAUAUCUUAAGCCCCUGCCGCACGAAGGACCACGUCCUGCUCGACCCUGGAAGCCUAUCCAUUUAAUCCGAGUGCCGUCUUGCAAGGAUUUCACCGUCUUCCUGUGUAAUGACGUAUACACCACGUAUUCUAACGCGUUGCAUGAACUUAAAAAUAACGAUUGGGAUAAUUCCAGCUGAAGGUGAAAAAACUCUUCGCUAAUUAAUACAAUAUCGGAAAAAUUCACCAUUACGUGCAAAAUACAAUAAAUAAUAAUCUAGAUGCGCGAAUCUUCACGUUAAGAGAAUCUAAAACGAGCCUCUCUCGAAAAUAGAAAAUCGGAUUGUUAAAUCAAGACGUCAACAAUCACGACAGAGAAUAUCGCGCACCGUUAUUUCUAUUAUUAAAAGAUCGUUAAAGGGCCGCGAUAAAACGGUAGUCGCGAAAGUUUGAGACUUCGGAACGUCUCGGAGAACGGUCUGAGGCCGUAGAUGCUUGCCGCACGCUCGAAUUGUACGCAUGCACAGAAUAACGAGGUCCCCGGCCCGAUGAUAUCAAGCUCGGUAACGUGUACUACUUAUAAUAUGCAAAUUCGUUCCCCUUAACCGCUCGCCUCGUCGGCGAGCUGCGCGUAAUUCAGGGGUUGGUAACCCUUGCGACUCUAUUUCUGCACCACGUAAGCGUCGUACGCUCCACUACGCCCCUGCGUGCGUGCGCGAGUGCGUGUCUGUUACAAUGUUUAAAGAAAUAUCGGCUCGCGUGAGUGAGUAUAUAUACCGUGUAAACCUUUUUCAGGGACACCCGUGCAAAAAUCCUCCGACGGCAAAGUCCGAUGUUAGGAUCCUUAAAAUUCGUGGACUCGACCGGCUCUCGACGCGGACGCGACGUGUCGCUUUAAUUAAUACGAGAUAUUUUGAUUGCCCGACACGGGGAUGAAAUUUGUUUUUUUUGCCGGAAAUUUCUGGUAUCGUCAACAAUCGGGAAAAAUUGGCACGUCCACGGUGUAUUCCGCGAUAUUGCGCGAUCCAGCAGCUUUCACGCGCAAUAUCGAUUCGCUCUCUCUCGCGGAGGGUUUACGGGUUAUAAAUGACCGGUGUGCGAAAUAACGGGAUGGCAGACUAAUGCCAAUAAUCGGCGUGGCAUGCUAAUGUCGUCUGCGCAUCUAUUACGCUAAGCCUGAUGGAUCCCUCUUGACAUCUCGUUCCUGGAGCGUGAAUGCCUCCGAUCGCAGGGAACACUCAAGAUGUCUACUGUUCUGUUACCUAGCGUGAGAGUCGUCUGAUAUUUUGCAUCUAAAUAAGAGGGAUUAACACGUACACGGCGCGCCUUUGUCUCAGAUGUGAGUGAAACGUCGCAAAUGUAUUGCACGUGAAUAAACGAUCGGAACCGAAUCAAGAUAAUGAAACUGUCAAACGGCAAUAAUGCGCAAGUUGAGAUCGAUAGGGAUACCUCUUUCAGUGCAAAAAUUAACUUUAGAAAAAGGAACGCCGGUAGAUUUCGUACUCCGAUAAACCGCGAUAAAACGCAAAGACGAAAUUGAGAGUACACGUAAAGUGCGAGAGAGAACAAGGACAGAGCACGGUGAAAGAAAGGAUAUAGAGGGAGAAAGGAGAGAAGGCGUUAAGAUUCUUAAAAACCGCGAAGAGGGUGCUCGUCGUCCUGGAGGCAGCUGCUACCCUUGUACUCUCCUUAAGCCGCGGCUCGUCGGGGAUGGCGAAGUACCGCCGCCGGAAAAGGGGGUGAGGACGGUAGUUUUUCUGAUUGCCUGAGAACAGACAGCUGUCCCAAUCUUUCUCAGCCCUGGGAGGAUCCGCGCCGCGUUUCUGGCGAAUAAUGCCGGGGAGUGUUGCUUACGAAUAACUCGAGUAUGCCUGAUCCGGAGUAAAUCGAGAGCGGGAGGGAUGAAGGGAUGAAAGGAAGCGGCGGGACUGGACCGCCUUGCCUGUCAGCAUCGACAAUCGAGUUGCCUCCGCAAAAGUGGAUGACGGAUCGUUCUUGUCGGGGAUCUAUUGAAGCUUUAUCAUACUUUGGAAAAUUUUGGAAUGAGUUGUCGUCACGCAUUGUGCGAAUUAUGUUUAAGGAUCGCCACUGUAUCAAUUACACUUUCAUUGUUACAGAGGAUACAACGGAACUCUUAAUUCACAUGAUUAAUAGUGUCCUCAUAUUAAUAAAAAGUCAUUUUAAUAUAAGAAAGAAGAAUAGAAAAAUCCAGGAAACAUUCUAGUUUAAUAUCUUCAAAGAAAAGUUGUUUAAAGAACAAUGUCAUUAUUCUGCAAAUAGUAAUGGAAAGACUCGUGAAACCUCUUCUCGAUGAGGAGCUUCGAUCGAGCCGCGCAAUCUCAUUCUCCUUAGAGACAAGUGUAACGCGCUUAAAAAUUGGCGAGAACUUUUAUUUCGGUCUAAUUUUCCCCUCGGGACUCGGUGGAACGCUGAGGGUGAAAUGAAAGAGGAAACGUGACGGGGGAUGCGGAUACGAUAGCGACGAGAAAGAGAAAGACACGAUGAGAGUUCGGAACGAUUAUCUGAGUUUUAAAACAAACUCUCGAGUGUCUGCGAAGUCCUUCGCGAAUCAGACGGGGAAGGGAGCUAAGGUGCCAGAAGGGUGCGACGAGGGAAAAGGGGGUGGCGGAGGUGAGAUAAUAUGUUAAUGCCAAGACGGAAGGUACAUGGGAAUUUAAGAGGAUCAAUGCGCGGCACAAGAUUUGUACGGGGAAUGAAGCAUUACAUCGUCCUCUAUAUUGCUUCCAGGCGAUUAGAUUUCUGAAAGUUCGUUGAACACGAGCGUUUAAUUUCGAUGGAAUUAAACUUUCGGUUUAAUGUCACUUUUAUUGGCCGUUCAAUGUCGAUCCGUUCAAGAAUGAAAUAAAUGCGAAAUGUGCAUAUAUAUUUCUUCUAGUUUAAUUAUAUCGCUCUCUAAUAUAUGAAAUAAGAUUGACAAAUAAGAUACAAGAGAUUUAGACAAUCAUAAAGGUUUUGAUACUGCACGGAUUAUACUCGCGACUAAUUUAAAACAGUUAUUCUGACAUGAAUGGAACACUUCGAAUUGAUAUAAUGUAUGCAUUAGAAUACCCAAAUAGAAUGUGUCAGAAUAGGAUAUGAUACCAUUAAUAAUAAUUAAUAUAGCGCACGGUUAAUCCCUCGAAAUGUAGCGUUUAGCGAAAUGGACGUGCAUCAUCGUAAUGCAGUACUAUACAGGACCACGAACGUAUUCCCACACUGAACAAAGCCAUUAGUCCAUCAUUAAUCCUUCAUUGUAGAUACUCUAUCGUUGUAUAUGCGAAUAUGAUCUGUUUAGAAUUACAUUAGAGGAUGUCAUGAAAUUACAUGAAACAAAUGUAUCGCAUCAGUAAUUUAAUUAGAAAUAUAUUAAGUUAUUCAAAAACUCGUCGCUGUGAGGAAAAAAAAAUGAUUGCCACUCGUAGUGUGGUGCUUGAAAUGUGUGUGUGCAUUUUGCAGACAAGUGAGACAAGCUUCAGCAGUCUGAUCGAUCGUUGAUCGAUCAGCUGAUUAGAUCGCCUCUUGCUCAUACCGUAAAUCGCGAGCGGUGUCGUGACGGGAAGACGGAGAGGAAGAAAGGGAAGAAAGACAGAUGCACGUACACACGAGCUCCUGCACGCGCUAUACACGUCGUUCUUGUUAACGAGCGCAUUAUUAGGUGCACCGUGCUUGGCUGAAUUUCACGUAAAGCCUCCGCGCGGCCCCUUAUACAACGCGCGCGUCGAGAAAGCUCACAUGGGAAAGCCCGGCUUGCGAGCUUAUGCGAGAUUAUGAGUUUAGUUGGGAAACAACUCGGAGAGCUAUAUGCUACGUGGCCGAGCUUACUUUUGUAACGAUUAUUACGGGCGUGGACCCGACGCAACGACUCGGCACCGAAAUGAUGAAGUACAAGGAAUUUUGACGUAACGCGUGGUUCUUAUCUUAUCAAAUUGUGUAGUGUUAAAGAAUCAAUAAAAAAAGUAUCACAGGCUGCACUCGUUCAAACAGAAUCAGCGUUUCCCUCUCAGAAAACGGUUGAUUUGUUAAUCAAAGAUGCAGCCCUGCGAUCAGCAAAAUUACCUCAAUAAAUGGAUGCAGUUGUGAUCGCAUGUGUAAUUUUCUCCGGCAAUCUACAUACUGAUUACUCGCUUAUGAAAGGGAGUAUUAAUAAAUUUCUUUUCUCCUCGCGAGAAUCAGAUCGCAAAUGGCCGCGUGAGGCUAACGACCCGCCAGUAAAUUUCGCUCCUAAACGAUCCCGCGGCGAUUAACGACGUCUUGCCUAAUUCUCAUCUCGUGCCAGAGGUCGGACCCGAGCGUGCUCGGAGGGUGGCGCUAAUUUUUGCGCGUAAGAAAAGCCGCGCCGCGGAAGAGCGGGCGGGCUUGCACCUGGCCGUUUCCCAUCCGCAGGAGAUCAACGGACAAAUGACACGCGAUUCCCUCCGAGCCCUCGCACGAUGGCGAUGCUCCGCAUUUACCGUCAGUUACAAACUACCUGGCCCCGCUUCGCCACCCUCGCGCCGAGUCACGAUUAAUGUCUUACUCGCGCGAGCGAGGACCUCCUGAGAGGAGAGAGAAACCAGGAGAUUACGGCGACAGGUGAGAAGCAAAGAAACGCGAAAGAAGCUACUGUCAUUCGUAUGGCAACUCGUUACACUGAUGAUUUGCGAUAAAUUGUUAAAAUUUGUAAGGACAACCGCACGAAGAGGUCUGUUUGAUCGCGAAGACAUUCCCUAUUGGCGUAAUCUAGGUACAUAUUUGCACGUAGAACCCUCGUGUAUCUGCCUACUGUCCAGAUCCCGCAAAGCGCGCGUGCCAUUUGAUCACGGCGUCGGCAGUAAAUCCACAGAGCAGUAAUUCCUCCUCUGGCAAUUGUAGAUAAAACUUGAAUAAGUCAUAGACUUAAUUUAACCCAUAGUAACGUUCAACGGCGCGGUCCGGAGCCUUCUACGGAGAUUUCUUAAUUACGAGCGGGACCCUCUAAGACAAGGGAACGAGGAUGAAGAGAUAGGAGGAGAGAGAGAAGAACCUGGUACAUAGGACGAACGCGUAAAGCAAGAGAGAAUGAGAGGAAGAAAAGGGACGGAAGUGAAACUGGUGGCUACGGAGGAAGGGUUCUCACGGCGACGAGAUUUAAGGAUCCUUUCCGAGGAAAAAAAGUCGCUGCCGUCGCAGAGACAGAUGAUAAAUUUCUCUAGCAGUGCUUUGUCAUCUUUAUCGUAAUUAUUUACGAGUUAAUUACUCCACAGCCGCACCCCACGUGCCGGCUUUCUUGCGUUUUAGAAUGGGAAAAAUGCUUUAUUAAGACGCCUUCGGAGAUAACACUUUUCACAGGGUCCCGUGACGAAUCUGCGCUUUCGUUCUUACUUUCGCGCCGUGUAUUGCAAAAAA
Ooceraea biroi (clonal raider ant) is the source of this 7177-nucleotide messenger RNA. RefSeq names its product LIM domain only protein 3. Gene Ontology annotation, cellular component: nucleus. Gene Ontology annotation, biological process: positive regulation of transcription by RNA polymerase II. Gene Ontology annotation, molecular function: transcription coactivator activity; DNA-binding transcription factor binding. NCBI's taxonomy places the organism in Eukaryota, Metazoa, Arthropoda, Insecta, Hymenoptera, Formicidae. The record is from RefSeq and is a predicted model, not a curated record.